AUGGGGCUGCCCCUCCGCACCCUGCUGCUCCUGCUCCUGCUGUGCCCGGCAGCUGCCCCCUUCCGGAUUUGCGCCUUCAACCUGCAGCGCUUCGCUGGCCCCAAAGCCGCCAAGACCGCCGUCAUGGACACGCUGGUCAAGAUUGUCUCUCGCUGUGACAUCGCAGUGCUGCAGGAGGUGAUGGAUGCCAAGGGGCAGGCCAUGCCAGCGCUGAUCAGCGCCCUGCACAGGUCUGCAGGCCCCGACUCCUACACAGCCCUGGGCAGCCCGCUGCUGGGAGCCGGGAAUUACCAGGAGCGCUACGUCUUCGUGUACCGGUCCGGCCGCACCCAGCUCCUCGACUCCUACGUGUACCUGGACGAGAACCCCGCCAGACCGGAUGCCUUCGCCCGCGAACCCUUUGUCGCGCGCUUCAGCCUGUCCAGCAAAGCCCUCCCCACCCUGGUGCUUGUUCCCCAGCACACCGUGCCCAAGAAGGCCGAGGCGGAGAUCGAUGCGCUCUACGAUGUCUUCCUGGAUGUCCAGGCCCGCUGGGGGACAGAGGACAUCAUGUUCCUGGGGGACUUUAACGCCGACUGCGGUUACGUGGCCAAGAAGCGCUGGGGCCAGAUCCGGCUGCGGCGUGAGCCCGGCUUCCACUGGCUAAUCGGAGACGCUGCCGACACCACUGUGCGGAACAGCACACGCUGCGCCUACGACAGGAUCGUGGUGCAUGGGGAGCGCUGCCUGGCGCUGGUGGUGCCCGGCUCAGCCCAGCCCUUCGACUUCCCUGGCACGUUCGGGCUCACGGAGACCCAGGCGCUGGAGGUCAGUGACCAUUACCCAGUGGAAGUGCAACUGGAACUGAACGCCGCCCCGAGGGGGCGCUGGCCGGCCGGCCCAGCACUGCUGCCCCUGGCCAUGCUGAUGGCCGGACUGGGGGGCUGGUUCUGA
Molecule: messenger RNA, 933 nt
Organism: Emys orbicularis (European pond turtle)
Lineage: Eukaryota; Metazoa; Chordata; Testudines; Emydidae
Gene: DNASE1L1
Product: deoxyribonuclease 1 like 1
Exons: 8
Coding region: 1-933 (310 amino acids)
Biological process (GO): DNA catabolic process
Cellular component (GO): nucleus
Molecular function (GO): deoxyribonuclease I activity; DNA binding
Source: RefSeq, a predicted model, not a curated record